AUGACCGACAGUCCCACAUUGGAGUCGACAAAUCGGCUUCUUCACGACUUGGAACGCAAACUCUCCUUCGGCCUGGACUGUCUGGACCAGACGCCCUCGCAUACCUCUCAUGCCUCGUCUGUGGUUCAUGAUACCUCCAAUUCUGGGCUAGCUAGGCAAAGUAUCCAGCUGAGCGUGCUUCUGUAUAUCAAAAGCGGCAACAGUCCCGACUUUGACGCCGAUCUGGUGUUUGCCGAUCGUCAGCAGCGGCACGUAACGAAGUUUGCUAGAGAGUACUCGCCGUCAAUCUCUGUGAAUGGGAUGAGGAACGAAGAGAGCCGAAAUGGGGCAGAAGACAACUUGACCAAUGAGCGUGGCGAAACGGCUUCAGAAGCCUCUCUUGACUCGUUCGACAGCUUAGAUCGCAGUUUGGAGGAUCACGAUGACUAUGAUGUUUACGAUGACUUUGGUGAUGAGGAAGACGACGACAUGCUCCUACCUCCGCUGCCUCCAAGGCUGCCUCCCCGAGAAAUGGAUCCUGACAAGCUCUACGGUCUCUACGACUUCCUGGGACCCGAUCCUCUGCAUUGCACGCUUGCUCGUGACGAGCCUGUGUACUUGGUGAACGACCUGGAUAAUUACUGGUGGCUCAUCAGAAAAUUGACAAAGAAAGAGCGGUUGGAGUUGGGCUUACGUCGCAACGAAGAAAAUCAACUCUGUUCGGAUGACGAGGAUGGCAAGAUAGGCUUUGUUCCCGCCGAAUGUCUAGAAACAUACGAGGAGCGGUUGGCAAGACUCAAUUGUUUCAAAAACGAGGAACUUGAGAAAACCUCCAAGGAUACCCUCCCAUUGCAUGACACAGAAGAGCCAAAGGAGUCUGCUGAAAGCGUAGCUCAGUCAGAAUCCAUCGAUAGCAUACAAAAAUCAGCCACAUCUCUCGCUAGCGAGCAGAAUCUCGACACACCUACAAUAGGAAGAAAGGGGUCCAUUCUCAAGAAAAGCGGCAGCUUGAGGCUGUCGAAUAAAUCAGUUACGUUCGAGAACCUUGGUGCUUUGGUUCUAGAAGGCGAGGUUUCCGACUCAGAGGCGGUGGACUUCGCCGAUCUGUACUAUAAUUUCAGCCGUGAAGACCUAAGGUCUCAGGAACGUAUAGAAGAAGAGGACAGCGAGAAGCACUCAGAGGUGUUAAGUGACUUGUACCCUGCGGAAAUGCCGUUGCAGAUUAAUAAGAGUACGAGAACACCCCGCAAGACUGAUAUACAAGAAAAUUUGAACGGGUUUCACCCACCUCAACCACAUGACACUAGUUCCAUUGGCUCGUUUUCUCCUGACACACCACCCGUCGGGCGGUUUGCCGAGGACUCAAGCAAUCAAACACUUCGACGUUCUCUCAUAAUGGAUCGACUAUCACAGGUGACCAUGGACAUUCAAGAACACAUGACGAGUGAUGAAGAGGACGACAAUACGUUUGACUUCUAUAGUGGGUACGGUGACCAAGAGGGCAACGAAGAUGAAGAAGAUGAUGCAUUUGACCUGGAUUGCACGGGGAAUGAAAACGUGACGCCACUCACGAGUGUGAACUCGCUUAACAAUGUUUCGCUGUCGCCGAAGAAAGGCUCCGUGCCUGCACCAGUGCUGGAGAAGAGGAGUUUUCGUUUGGCGUCUGAAACCGUGAGCCCCAUCAUGGGCAAGCUCGACGAGUUGACAGAAAAGCUCGCCGAACUUGAGCAAAUGUUUUGA
This is a messenger RNA of Candidozyma auris, 1719 nucleotides long. It is a transcript of the gene BUD14, whose product is annotated as protein phosphatase regulator BUD14. The record is from RefSeq and is a predicted model, not a curated record. The transcript has a single exon. The coding region runs from base 1 to 1719 and encodes 572 amino acids. Gene Ontology annotation, molecular function: protein binding. Gene Ontology annotation, biological process: establishment or maintenance of actin cytoskeleton polarity. Lineage: Eukaryota; Fungi; Ascomycota; Pichiomycetes; Serinales; Metschnikowiaceae. Gene Ontology annotation, cellular component: microtubule cytoskeleton; cell tip.